AUGAGUGAAAUGAAACUGCGCGAGAGAAUUCGCGCACCAGUUCGCUAUGGUGACAGCGAGGAGUCGGAAAUCUCGUUUCCUCACAGCACCUUGCGAGUGGGACUCGAAAAUGACCUUGAACUGGAUAAUUCGGGCAGACAACGUUCAGUAAAGAGGCGCAAGCCAAUCUCCAAGCCCUUUGACCCAAAUUUGCCUCCUGCUGCGUUCCCUUCACUUGACAGGCCCCGAACCCCAGAAAAUCGUCAGAUUAUCCUCAACUCACCCAUCGGGGGGCCAAACAGUGGUUCUCGACUCCCUCCUGACCCCACUCCCGGUCCAUCUUCUGUGGCUCCCGUUGUCGCAGAAGUAUCUCAACAGAGCCGCAGAGUGACAUGGGGUCCAACAACGCUGGAUUAUAUUCCAGUCAAUGACCUUGAGAAUCAUGUCGUCAGCAACAAUGAUUCAAAUGCUGUUUAUGUGCGCAAUAUGGCGAUGAUGGCGCAGGCAGCCUUGAAAGACGAUAUGGAGACCAGUGAUGAGGAGGAAGAACAUGUGAUGCGCGACAAUGAAGACUGCAUCGAUCCUACCCAAGUGCUUCUCAACAAGAUUCCAAACCCAAAGUGGAACGAAUUGAACAACGCACUUCAGUUAGAGCUUGUGGACACGGCAAUGAAGAGUAUGACUUGGAAUAACGUCUGCAACAAGCUCGAGCUGGGGCCCGAGGAUCGUCAGAAUCUUGUUAAUUGCAUGGAAUCCCGCAACAAGCAAAUUGAACGAGAGAACAAGCGUUUGGAGGUGAUGCGAAACAAACAGCGCAUAGCACUGAUCAACAUGGACAACAGUGAUGCCAAACUUUUUGCUCCGCCGCCUCAGCUAGUGUUGCAACGAAUGAUGCGACAGGCCACGCGAGAAGCGUUGUUGGACCGGACCAUGUACACAGAUUUAAUGCUUUGCACGUCCGGAGAUGUGUUGGCAGCCAGACAAUACUUGCAUCAGCAUGGACUUCCUCGCAAUUGGGUUGGUGACUGGGGUGAUAGCAUGGUCGAGCUACGAGAAUCCCCCGAGGACUCCCAGGACCCGGAUGCGUUUCAAUGGAAAGAGGAACUUACAGUGACUGAACCUUUCAACACGAACAAGCCCUGUGUUAGCCCAGUCGUGCAGGAAAGAGCAGGUUUCAUCGACGGUGUUGGCAUGGGUGGUAAUGGGCUCAUCAACCCGAGGGCACUGCACCGAAACAGUGCUGAGCCGGAUCCCACUGAGGAUUGGCGCAAGUAUUUCAGCCACAUUUAUCCAGACCCUCCCGACUCAGCUGGAAUGAGCACAAAAUCAAACAAGACAGUCCCUGGACACCGAGGAUUAGUCAAACUCAAAGUUGGUCAACAGAUGGCAGCACAAAUCGAACAAUACGAAAGAACCUCUAGCCGUAAUCCAUAUGGACCAAGACUAUCGUCCAUCGCUCAGUCCGCAGCUUUCGAGACUCCAACCAGAGUGCGUCACAAUCCCACUGGUCCCCAGUUCAGUCCCCAAUCCGGUCCCCGGUUCGGUCCCCAUGUCAUGGGCCCUGUGGCCCAUAAACAACGCGUUCGACACACACUUCUGCCAACAAACCCAUUCUCACACAGAACUCCUGUUUUUCGAUCGAACAGCCCCUUCAAUGGUUCCUUCAACGGACCCCUCGGUGGAAACGGGAUCUCCAGAGAUCCCAGCAAUGCAGAGAUUCAAGCACGAUUUAAUCACCGCCUUCAAUCGGCCCGUCUCGACAUGGUAGAAAAUAAAGAACGCUUCCAAGCCCAACGCUAUGACUUCCAACCCAAGCCCCGCCAUUCCGGCGUCAGCACUGGAGGCAAUCCAUACCGCCCAACACAGCCCCGAGCAGUGCAGGCAAUUGCCAAUGCGCAAAGACUGGUUUCCCAGACCGUGCCACAGACAGGUCAAUACGAUGCAUUCUGGUAUGAGUACCAGAGGGCCGAAAGAGCUGGGAAUGUAGCCGGCUCAAUCGACAAAUUUGUCUUCAGUGAUCCAAUCAUCAUGCCAGACGAGUCGGUGAAUGAGCAGGAGGAGAAACAGCCCGAGGAGGAAAAGAAGGAACAGCCCAGCUCCAGUGAACUGAGCUCAAGCCCGCUCACGGAUGAAAUUGGCGAUGAAAUGAUGAUGGUACCCACUGAUUUGUGUUCCCCUGACCUGUAA
Molecule: messenger RNA, 2166 nt
Organism: Penicillium nucicola
Lineage: Eukaryota; Fungi; Ascomycota; Eurotiomycetes; Eurotiales; Aspergillaceae
Exons: 2
Coding region: 1-2166 (721 amino acids)
Source: RefSeq, a predicted model, not a curated record